This is a messenger RNA of Aspergillus nidulans FGSC A4, 2207 nucleotides long. RefSeq lists its product as uncharacterized. NCBI's taxonomy places the organism in Eukaryota, Fungi, Ascomycota, Eurotiomycetes, Eurotiales, Aspergillaceae. Bases 273 to 2207 code for a protein of 644 amino acids. The transcript is spliced from 2 exons. The record is from RefSeq and is a predicted model, not a curated record.
GCUGAGAUUCUGACAAUUCCCUAUUACUUCUGAACGAGGGUGGCGAGAACUCUCCAGCCAUUUUACCAAAGCCUCCCCCCCACCGUAGUUAGUGGUAGUCCACUACUACUCCGGCUGUGUUUUGACCGCUACUACAAUCUUCAGACAUUCUUCCUGAAACUUUUCCGUUAAUUUCCCAGUGUUUCACCAGGCUUUGGUCUUCCGGACCCUUUGUCUUCACCUGUUUCCCCUUUUCGAGUCACUCUGCUUUCAAUACCCGUUCUUGGUCCAAGAUGUCUGCGACGCCUCGCAAAACUGGCUCUCCAGCCAAUGCCAACAAGACCUCCGCCACAGAAUCCACAGCAAAUGGCACGCCGUCGCGAGGUCAUAAUAGGUCACCGACUGCUACAUCAACAAAUGGCUUAUCCCGAAGUCCGUCCCUCAGGGGAUCAGCUCCGGUGUCCGCACGAGCGGCAGCUCGGAAACCUGGCCGGUCCAAUCUGAGCAUGUCAAGCGUUCCUAAAAUCACCGCGGACCCGUCCGAAGAAGAAGCGCGGGCUCAGAAUGCGGCGCUUAUUGAAGAUCUAAAGGAGCAGUUGCAGAAGGCUGAGACGGCUUCCGAGCAGUAUCGCAAACAACUUGGCGUUCUGCAAAUGCGCCUCGACGAAGCCGUGACAGAGCAAGCCAAGCUGGAGGACCAAGGGCAUGAGAAGGAUAGCAAAAUCGAAGCACUCAACGGCGAGAUCCGUGAGCAUGUCCGGCAGAUCCGCGAUUUGGAGCAAGCUCAUGAACUAGAACGGAAUGCCAUGCUGCAGGAGAAGGAGCAGCAAGCCAGCCGGGAAGAAGAGAUGCAGGCCACCAUCCAGCGCCUGAAGGAGGCCGUCGCUCAGAAGGAUAUGCGCAUCAGUGCUGACAGUGACAAGAACGUUUCCCGCUCUUCCAGUUUCCGCAAUCGAGCCUCUCCAGAUAUCGAUGGGCAAUUUGCGCCUUCGUCUCAAAUCGAACGGAGCCCGUCGCGAAACAACUCCAAAUUGCUCCUGCAGAAGGAUAAACUGAUUGAGUCGUUGCGACUCGAGCUAGCCGAAUCCCAGAUCAAGCUUGUGGAGAUGGAAAACAAAGGUGGCGGCCGUCAGAGAGAGCUGGAAAAAGAACUCCUUGAAGCUCGAAUGGCGAAUGCUCGUCUGAUGGAGGAUAACGAGAGCUAUCAGCUGCUCCUUAGCGAAAGAACUCUUAAUGGCGACUUCGCCAAGGGUGACUUUAUGCGGGAAGCACAUCCUGAGUCCUCAGACGCGAAGGAAAGCGCCGGUGGUUUGGGCUCCUUGGCCGAUGAGUUGGAGUCUGCGGAUGCUCGACCAGAACCAGACGACAGCCGCAGGCUUGAGUCAGAGCUUAAGGCGCUCAAGGAUCAAAAUAAAGCCCUGACGUUGUAUAUCGAGCGCAUUAUCAGUCGCCUCUUGCAGCAUGAAGGGUUUGAGCAUAUCCUAGACAAGAACGACAACGAGCCACCAACUGGAAAACAAGCCGGCAGUGAUAAAGACCUUCCGCCAACGCCUCCGGAGAAGGAGGAUCCUAACCAGCAGACAUUCUUGCAGCGAGCCAAAUCAGUUGUCUCUGGCCAGAACAACAAACCUCAACCACGUUCGCGUCCGACCAGCAUGAUGCCGCCUCCUCCCGCCCCUGGUUCUGUUAGCGCCCACGAGAACCCGCAAACAGCACCUAGCAUUCCCAUCAACCGUGCUCAGUCAGUUCGUGGCCAUCGUAGGACCAGGUCUGAGCAAACGACGGACUUGGGUGCUGCAGUUGUUGUCGGCCAAAUGUACCGCGGGCGCAACUCCGGCGGCCCUAUCAGCCCCACUAUCAUGGGACCUGGUUCACGAAACACCUUCACUGGGGCAAACUAUGUGCCAGGAGGCAUGUCUGUCAGCAGUCGUGCCCCCUCGUUGUCUAGUCAGCCAGAGCGCGGCCAUUUAAGCAGUUCGGGAAGUGUGUCAAGUGACCCUCCCAAUGACACAGCGUCGACUGGUGCGACCUCUAAUUCUCCUCGUUCAAGCAACGGUAUGACGAACUAUACGGGUGCAGUUAUGACCCAGAGCAAGCUACGACCGCUACGACUGGUCAGCGAGACAAAGGCUGCUGAAGAAGAGGAAGCUGCUCGCAAGAAGGCUAACAGAGGUAGCUGGAUCUCAUGGUUCAACCGACCGGGCUCGAGCGAAUCCAGCCAGCACUGA